AUGUGGUUUUUCAGGAGAAGGCUUCCUAAAAUUCCCAGAGCCCUCAUUUGGCUCAUUGUUUUAACACACUUUUGCAUCUUCAUUGCUAAUUUCAGCUCCUUGUUUGGCUUGUCAAAGACAAGGAUUUUCAGGCAAUUGAGCAUUUUGCAACAUGCCCCCGAUACGCUGCAAGUGGACACCCAAAAGCAACAGGGUUUAAACUGUUCUGAUAAUGGGAACUCAAGGAGCUUUUUAAAGGUGAAUUUGGGAAGAGAAAUCACAAGGCUCGAACAAGAUAUGGUUGAGAGGACACCAAAAUGGGAAGGAAAGAAGGAGCAGAAGAAAAUGACAAAACCAGUUGCCAGGGUGGAAGAAGCCAAGGAGAACCUGGCUUCUGUGAAACCACCCCCCGGGUUGGAGGGAAUCAAGAAGACAACAGUGAAAACAGAAAAAAUAGCCCCAGGGGUGGAAGAAGCCAAGGAAAAGACAACAGUGAAACUGCUUCCCAGGGUGGAGGGAGCCAAGGAGAAGGCAACAGUGAAACCAUCCUCUGGGGUGAAGGGAGCUCGUGAAAACAUCAUCUCCAAAGACCAAACAAAGCCAAAAGAGCCUCCUGCAUCAGUGAAAACUGUAAGACCUGUUCCUCAGGCUGUUGCAGUGACAGAAAAGAAGAAACUGAAGGCUGCUGACUUCAAAUCUGAGCCGCGGUGGGAUUUUGAGGACAAGUACCUGCUGGAUAUCUCAUCUCCACUAUCGACCUGCUCUGAAUCGGUGAAGGGCAAAGCUGCCAAGUCUGACUGGCUGCAAGAUCUUUUCCUGCCCAACAUCAUGCUCUUCACAGACAAGAGAUACUUAAAUAACAGUGAGUGGGACCGCCUGGAGCAUUUUGCACCUCCAUAUGGCUUGAUGGAGCUGAAUUAUUCACUGGUGGAGGAGGUCAUGUCCCUGCUGCCCCCGAAUCCCCACCAGCAGCUGCUCCUGGCCAACAGCAACAGCAGCAUGCCAACAUGCAUCAGCUGUGCUGGUGGGAAUGGAGGAAUACUGAAUAACUCUGGGAUGGGCCAGGAGAUCGACUCCCAUUCCGGUAAGGCAGGCUUCCUUCUUAAAAGAGACACAGCUAGCUUAUUCUGGGUGAGCAGGGCUGUAACCAAAGGUUACGAAAAAGGUGUGGGAACAAAAACCUCCUUUUAUGGAUUCACAGCCUACUCCCUGGUGUCCUCUCUCUAGAUCUUGGGACACAGAGGGUUCAGCAACAUCCCACAGGGAAAAGAUGUCAGAUACAUUCACUUCCUGGAGGGAGCUAGAGACUGUGAGUGGCUGAAGGCUCUUCUCGAUAAGAACAUCAGGGAAGGAUUCUUGAACCACUACGGGCAGAGGCCCCAGGAGAGAUUCGAUGAAGAUUUUGCAAUGGACAAGUACCUGCUGGUUCACCCUGAUUUCCUCAGAUACAUGAAAAACAGGUUUUUAAAAUCUAAAAGUCUGGAAAAGCCCUACUGGUGGCUGUACAGACCCACAACAGGGGCCUUCCUGCUGCUGACUGCCCUCCAUCUCUGUGACUGGGUGAGUGCCUAUGGCUACAUCACAGAGGGUCAUGAGAAGUAUUCGGAUCACUACUACGACAAGGACUGGCAACGUCUGAUUUUCGACACUAACCACAACUUCAACCUGGAGAAGCAGGUGUGGAAAAAGCUUCAUGCCAAGAAUAUCAUGAAGCUUUACCAGAGAUCCUGAUUGUGUGGCAAGGGCCAUUGCCUGGGAAAUCUCAACACCACCUCACUGGGAAUGGAAGAGGACCACCAGAGCCAAGGUUAGCUCUGGAAUUCCAGGCACAUUUCAUCCCCACAAAGAUAU
Messenger RNA from Pygoscelis adeliae (Adelie penguin), 1830 nucleotides. It is a transcript of the gene ST6GALNAC1, whose product is annotated as ST6 (alpha-N-acetyl-neuraminyl-2,3-beta-galactosyl-1,3)-N-acetylgalactosaminide alpha-2,6-sialyltransferase 1. The record is from RefSeq and is a predicted model, not a curated record. Gene Ontology annotation, molecular function: alpha-N-acetylgalactosaminide alpha-2,6-sialyltransferase activity. Lineage: Eukaryota; Metazoa; Chordata; Aves; Sphenisciformes; Spheniscidae.